AUGCCUUCCACACACACACACACACACACACACACACACAAAGUGAUACAGUUUUCACUUUCCCCUCUCACAUCUUUUUUCUCACUCCUCUCCGCUCUUCCUCGUCUCUCUUUCCUCCCCGCUCUUCCUCGUCUCUCUCUCUCUCCUCCCCGCUCUUCCUCGUCUCUCUCUCUCCUCCCCACUCUUCCUCGUCUCUCUCUCUCCUCCCCGCUCUUCCUCGUCUCUCUCUCUCCUCCCCGCUCUUCCUCGUCUCUCUCUCUCCUCCCCGCUCUUCAGUGUCUUUCUCUCUCCCCUCCCCGCUCUUCAGUGUCUUUCUCUCUCCCCUCCCCGCUCUUCAGUGUCUUUCUCUCUCCCCUCCCCUCUUCAGUGUCUUUCUCUCUCCCCUCCCGCUCUUCAGUACCUCCCCCUUUAUCUUUCCGUCUCCCCUCCCCUUUAUCUCUCCGUCUCGAAUCUCCCCCUUUAUCUCUCCGUCUCGAACCUCCCCCUGUAUCUCUCCGUCUCGAACCUCCCCCUGUAUCUCUCCGUCUCGAACCUCCCCAUUUAUCUCUCAUUCUUGCACUCUCUGCUCCCCUUUUCUUCUUCCUCACUCUCUCUCUCUCUCUAAUACCUCCUUUUCUUCUUGCUCGCUCUCUCUCUAAUACCUCCUUUUCUUCUUGCUCGCUCUCUCUCUCUCUCUCUAAUACCUCCUUUUCUUCUUGCUCGCUCUCUCUCCCUCUCUCUCUAAUACCUCCUUUUCUUCUCUAUCAUUUUUUCUUCUCUCAACUCUUUUCUCUCUCCUCCUCUAAUUGUUUUUCUCUCCUCUUCUCCCACUUUCUCACCUAUCCAUUUCAACACCCCCCCCCCAACAUGCCGAAUCAGUCUGCCAUACACCACUUUUUUAUCCUUUCCUCUUUUUUCUUUUCUCUUUUUUCUUUUCUCUUUUCUUGCACUUGUUCCUUUCCCUGUCCUUUCCUCUCUCCUCUCCACCUUUCUCUUUCCUUUUUCCUUUCCACCUUUCUCUUUCCUUUUUCCUCUCCACCUUUCUCUUUCCUUUUUCCUCUCCACCUUUCUCUUUCCUUUUUCCUCUCCACCUCUCUCUUUCCUUUUUCCUCUCCACCUCUCUUUCCUUUUUCCUCUCCACCUCUCUCUUUCCUUUUUCCUCUCCACCUCUCUCUUUCCUUUUUCCUCUCCACCUCUCUCUUUCCUUUUUCCUCUCCACCUCUCUCUUUCCUUUUUCCUCUCCACCUCUCUCUUUCCUUUUUCCUCUCCACCUCUCUCUUUCCUUUUUCCUCUCUCUCUCUCUCACUUCACCCACCUAGUGGUAAAAUAUCUUCUCCCCAUCCACUCCCCCUCUUUUCCUUUCCCCUUUCUCUCUCCUUCCCCUGCUUCUUUCUCUCUCCUUUCACCUGCCCCUUUCCCUUUCCCACUCCCCCUUUCCCAGUCCCCCCUCCUCUCCCUUUCCCGGUCCCCCCUCACCCCUUUCUCUUUCCCAGUUUUCCCCCUCUCUUUUACAGUCUUCAGGAUCAAACUCGUUAUAGUCUCAAUGCCAAACCUGUUCCUCUAGCACCAAAAUUGGGGCCCAAUAGCCUUUCACCACAUUUGUUCCCAUUUCUAAGUAAAAGAUUGGCUCAGUCAAGGUGUGACUUAGAUUCUGACAUCCAUGAUGUGGCGUACACUUUGAUGUCUAUGAAAGGCUUCAAUAAUCAAAAUUCUGGUCAAUCAGCAGAUGUUGAGAAUUCUUCAGAAACUUCUCGUGUGAAACUGAAAAGAAAACAACGCGGAGUUCCUUAUGGCCCUGUUCGCAAGAAGAUGUCUGGUCCAAUUAUAUGCACAACAAGUCCAAGUGAAGACCACACCUAUAGUGCCACAUCUACUCCUGCAACUGAUGAUGAUAGUCAUGAUGUGUCCAGCUCUUCUAUUGAUGAUGAAUAUGACUUUGGCCCUGAAGCAGAUGAUGAGGAUGAAGACGACGACGAUGAUGAUGAGGAGGAGGAGGAGGACUACACUGAUUUUGACAGUUACCAUAGUGACUUUGAAGAAGGCAGUGUCAGUGGGGAGGAAGAGGAAAACAGUACCCCAACGCGGUCUGCUGCUGCUACUGUCACCACACCAACCACCCUCACCCCCACUAACACCAUUUCUGCAGCCACUGCUACUGCAGCCACUACUGUCACUACCCUGCCCUCGACAGGACCCCAACAACGGUCACCCAGGUGCUCUACUAGCGAAAACAAAGAUAGGCUAAACAGCAGGCAAUAUCGCAGCAAAAAACACCUCCUUACUCUGGAUGAGGAUGAGAAAAAGAAAAUUGCUGAGGGUGCUGAUGCCCUCUUGAAUCUUGCAGGGAUCAAAACGUCUGAGAUGACCGCACCAGUUGGAACAGCAGCAGUAACAAUGCCUGCCCCAGUGCCAGCUGCAUCAGAGGUAGUGCCAGAAUGUGCAUUCGGUUCUUUGUUUUCAGAGUCUCAGACAAAUGCGGAAUGUUGGACAGAACUUUCAAGGCCUCUGCCGGAAUCUUCUGUACAGCAAAUUGUCUUAUGA
Messenger RNA from Acanthosepion pharaonis, 2520 nucleotides. Lineage: Eukaryota; Metazoa; Mollusca; Cephalopoda; Sepiida; Sepiidae. The record is from the annotation of a GenBank genome assembly.